ACUACAAACUAUUGCGUUCAUACAGCGACCGCAGUUCGGAUUGUCUUCGGGACCCUCUCGUGUCAAUAAGUUGCAUAUCAGAUCAGUAGCCUUCGUCCUGCCUACUCACGCCGCUCGUCUAUUCCCCACAAUACUUGGCCUUUCGGACUUGUGCAGAUGGCGUUUCAGACUGACGCCAGACAUAAUGCUCCGGGUCUUUUCGGUGCCCGUCGCAUUAUAACCUUGCUGGGAUCUAUCCUUGUUGCACUCGGUUCUGGAACAAACUAUAUCUUCUCGGCCUAUGCACCGCAGCUAGGUGCUCGCCUCCACAUUACGCACACUCAAUUGAAUGUUGUCGGGCUCGCGGGCAACGCCGGCGUUUAUGCAUCCGGACCCAUCUGGGGACGCAUCGUGGAUUCCAAGGGCCCCCGCAUUCCACUCAUCGGAGCUUUCAUGUGUUUCCUCGUCGGAUACACAGGGAUGAAGAGUAUGUACGACGCCGGUACAGGUUCCGGGGCAUCCAUAUCUGCCGCACACUUUGCCUUGCUCGUUGCGUGUGGGCUCCUCACUGGGUUUGGCGCAAACGCUGGCCUUGCAGCAGCCGUUAAUACUACCGCCAAGAGUUUUCCUGAAUCAGCGCGUGCUACAACGACUGCCCUAGUCGUCUCUGGUUUUGGGCUCUCAGCGUUCUUUUUUUCGACUAUGGCUCAUGUUUUCUUCCCUGGAGACACGUCGGCUUUCUUGCUUCUUCUCGCCCUCGCUACCUCCAUGUCCGCAGUAGUUGGAUUGUUUAUUGUGCGCCCUGUACCUCCUCCGAUUCACCCGGGGCCGAGGGAUGGCGAAAAUGGAGAUUAUGAGCAAAUCCCAAGCGGGGAGGUAGUUCCAUUCAUCGCUGAUCCAAAUAUCGAUGCUGUGGGUGUAGCGGAAGAAGGCAGUCGCGCGCCUCUUUUGGGUGCUCGGCCUGAGGGCGGGUCAUCCUCCACCCCGGGGUUGGGCCGUAGCCUAAGUUGUUCGAGGUCAGAUACUUUGCCAGACAUACACGGGAAGAUGCUUUGGAGGACCCUAGACUUUUACCUCGUCUCUUUUAUCAUGGCUCUUUUGAGCGGGACGGGCAUUAUGUACAUUAACAACGUGGGCUCAAUCUCCCUGGCCCUCUUCGCCAAGUCAACCUUGAACUAUGACGAAGUGGAAGCUUCCAAAUGGCAAGCGGCACAGGUAUCGACGUUGAGCAUAGGUAACUUCAUUGGUCGAAUACUGAGUGGCCUCAUCACAGAUUUCAUACGCAAUCACCUUCACCUCCCACGUGCAUACAGCUUGUGUAUUGUAUCUUCGCUUUUCAUCAUGUCUCAGGCACUCGCAAUUGGAAUUUCGAGCGUUAGCACGCUGUGGAUUGCAACUGCCACGCUAGGUAUUGCGUAUGGAGGCCUCUUCGGAGCCCUUCCAGCAAUCAUUAUCGAUUGGUUUGGUCUGGCUCAUCUAUCUGAAAACUGGGGGUAUGUCACGCUUGCACCUCUCGUUGGUGGCAACAUCUUCUCGAUCAUGUUUGGUCGGAACCUCGACGCGCAUACGCCUCGUGAGGGGAAUACGACCCACAAUGUAACGCGUGUCAUCGGCGAGGCGAUCUCAUCGGAGCGACAGUGCCUGGCUGGUCGGGAGUGCUAUGUCUCAAGUCUAAGGGUCACACUGGUGGCGUGUAUGGUUGCACUGGGGCUGAGUACGUGGGCUGCUGUCCGGGACGAGCGCCGGCAGAGGGCGGCAAAGAAAGGGAGGGCAAACGAGCGUGACAGGUACAUUUGAUGAUGGAUAGUAGAUGCCCGGCUUGAAUUUUCCGCGAUUUAUUCUUCCCCCCCUCCCCCCCCGUAGUCUGAUAACUUAAGUAUUCACGCGAUAGAGCACUUUCCUUAUCAACUGAUCUAUGCAGGUUUUUGGGGAGGGCCAAAGGUACUGUCCUGUACACAAAUUGGUACAUUAUCGAAGUGUGUAUUUUCCAUACAUAGUCUGAUUUUGUCAGAUAGCUAGUGGCUGAUUG
Pisolithus orientalis is the source of this 2008-nucleotide messenger RNA. Its product is annotated as major facilitator superfamily domain-containing protein. Bases 157 to 1776 code for a protein of 539 amino acids. The transcript is spliced from 9 exons. Lineage: Eukaryota; Fungi; Basidiomycota; Agaricomycetes; Boletales; Pisolithaceae. Gene Ontology annotation, biological process: transmembrane transport. Gene Ontology annotation, molecular function: transmembrane transporter activity. The record is from RefSeq and is a predicted model, not a curated record. Gene Ontology annotation, cellular component: membrane.